AUGGCCGGUUUGAAAGCUAAUGCAAAGACGCAAAAUCGUAAGCGAAAGCACAGAUGCGACUCCCAACCUCAAAUAUCUUCCAAACGGCACCGUUUGGAUACUGCUCCGAAACGUCACAGUCCCUGGAACAACCUUCAACUCAUACUCUGCAUCCAAGACAAAGACCAUGAUCUUUCCAGUAAGGUCAAUCAGGCAUUCAAUUUUGUGCGGUCAAGAGUGGAUAAUGGUGUUGGCUCUUGUCAGGAUUGUAAUACCAUAAAACUUCCAAGGCUAAUAUGUUACCUUCAUGAUUGGAUCGUGACAUUGCUAUUCCCUCCAAAUGGGAAGAAAAACUGGGGCGACGGAAAGACACCACAGCUCGAGGGAAUUGAGGCAUAUAUGGAUAUUCGUUGUUGGGAGAUAUUCAAGUUCUGCUUGUUGGAGUCUUUGAAGUUUCAUGGUUCUUGGAGUAUGCCCCGGAACCUCCUACAAACUGUUCAGUUUGUUGCUAGAGAUGUUCUGUCACUGCUAGAAGACACCUCUAUUUGUUCAGGAGAAGUUCUUAUAUCUGAUGAAAGGUAUAAACUGUAUGAUACCACUCUUGACUGUGUUUCGUUGGUAUUAUUGUCACAUGGUGGGUUGUCAAAUAAAAACUUGGAUUUGUGGGUUGAGACAGCCAAGUUGUUGCUUGAUAUUGUGCUGAAAACUUAUAGCAAUAAUCUUGGUGAAGGCAAUUUUGGUGCUUUUGCACUACGCUUUCUGUGGUUGGUGCUACAGCCAUUCGCAAAGUUGAGUGUCCAUCGAGCUAAGAAGGGGUUUCAUAAUUUUGUGGAUAAACUUCUUGAGCCGCUGUUGCAUUUAUCAAGUGAGUUGCAUCUUCGGGUUACUGGAAGUAAUCACAUUUGGACAUCAAGAUUAAUAGAGGCAGUGGAAGAAGUUCUUUCUCAUGGACUUUUUCAUCAAGUGCAUAUUCCUGAGUUUUUAAGUUUACAUGGUUCAGAAAAUGAUGUUACUGCAUGUGAUGAUAAAUCAAAUGACUCAAAAGCAACCAUUAAGAGUUAUACUAGACAUUUAUUUGAAGUAUUGAACAGAAUUAUAGCUGGGAAGAAUGCUAUGGCAAUGGGUAGCUUAGGCUUGUUAUUUCGUUUAUAUGUUAAUUCAGCAAGAAAAUUCAAACUGGAUGAAGGGCUCAAGACAAUGGAGAAAAUAGAUAAUUCAAGGCAACCAGUGCCGGGAAAACAUUGUAACUCAAAUAAUAUUUUUGCAGACAUGCAAAAAUCACUUUUUAAUUUUUUUGUACUGAUUAUGGAACCCCUCUUGCUGAAGAUUAAUGCCAAUAUUCAAGUUGAAGUAGAUGACAAUUCCCUGUUGUUGAAUCUUCAUGGUUUGCUGAAGUCUGUUGGUAAUUUGCUUGCUAGUUUUAUGCAAGAGAAAGUUUAUUUGAGAACAGAAGACACAUCUGGAGGAGCUUGUCUUAAUUUCUUGAAGAAAAUAUUUAAUACACUGAUCACUAGUUCUACUAGUGUACUUCACUUCUCCAACUAUGAUACAACUAACAAGAUGGAGAUAUAUAGUUUGCCUGCUAAUGAAAUUCUAGUUGCUAUGGGAUAUCUUUUGCAAAUUGAAUAUGAGGUUAUUGGAGAAGAUUUGGUAAAUUUAUGGCUUCUUAUGUUGUCAUGCUCUGCCAUCAAUUACAAUUUGGGGAAUGCUUUUGAUAAUUGCUCAUUACCUUCUAAUAUACUUGCCCUGGAGUGCCAAACAAUUCAUCUCUACAGUCAACUUCGCCAGUCACUUGGUGUAAUUCUAGGUAUGAUGUUUGGAAUAGGGGAUGUUUGGGUGGAAAUUGCUAUUUUAGCAUUGUGCAAAGCGAUAAGGCUUAUUAUAUGUCAUGAGGGUAAUACUGAAGAAAGUGCUUCGAGGUUCUUGACAUUUCUGUCUAAAGAAGUUCAUGCUGAAGCAGUUGAAAGGCUGUUAUCUUCACAGAAGUUCAUUCAUGCCGUUUAUAAAGCUAUUGAAUCUACACCAGAAGGGCAAGUGUGUGUGUGUAUUAGACAGAUAACAGCUGAUAUUUCAGAAUCUAUCAAGUGGAUGAAAGAUUUCUGUCCAUUGGUUGACGGAAAGAAAUUGGAAAUUUUUAAUCUGCAAGUGGAACUGUUGGGUAGAGGGCUGUCUAGACUGUAUUGUUUAGUUCUUGGCUCGGUGACUGUCACGGAUGGCAACCGCAAUCUUGUUGGAGUUUCUGUAAAAGAACUUAUGGAAUUAAUGCGUCCCUACUUGAGUAUUCUAGUUGGACAACGGCAAGAUACAAUCUGCAAGUUUUUUUCUUCUGUCAUAGGAGAAACUGUUGAUCAUGUGGUUAGAAAGGGAAAAAUUUUAAAGAAAUUUGUUAGGUCCAGCCAAUGGGUCCUUGUGUUUUUCUUUCAGUUGUAUGUGUCCUGCCAAAGCUUGUAUAGGAAAGCAAGCAUUACGCAUCCUGAUUUGCCCAAGAAGAAGUUUGUGGAGGUGGGGGAUUAUACAGUAUAUUCUGCCUGUGACUUGAUGGAGAGGAUUGAUGAGAUAGACUUUGGUUUUUUUUCUUGGAUUGUUCAACCCUCUAGUUCCCUCCUUGUUGUAAUGCAAUUUAUAUCUGACAUAUAUCUUAAACAUGUCUCAAAUGAUUCUUCCCCUUUGAUCUAUAUAUUUCAAUCUAUGGCUCUUCGAAGGCUUGUUGACUUGAAUAAGCAGAUUGUAUUGUUCAAAUAUAUGCAGAAGAAGCAAUAUUUGGAGAAGCCAUAUAGAUCCCAAAUCAACACACUAAAGGAAGAGGCUGAUGGACUUACUAAUUUUAUUAUGGAAAAUUUAUCAUGUGUGUUUCAAUCCCCUAUCUUUGUUUCUGAUCACGUAAUGUGUGAAGAUGUAGUUUCUGUGGCUACUCAAAGCAACCGAUGGGAUCUAGGAGUUUAUGUUGCUAACAGAAAGUCAUUGCCAACACUCAUUUGGUCGAGCCUUUGCAAAAAUGUUGAUGUAUGGGGCAACCAUGCUUCGAAGAAGCAAUUGAAAAAGUUCUACUCACAUUUACUCCAUAGUUACCUUAGUGUAACAAGUAGUUUUCAAGAGCCAAGUAUGCAAGAAAUUGGCAAAUUUACGCUGCUCAAGAGGGUCACUUUGUCACAAAUAUCAUCAGAACUUCUAAAUGAUUCGCUUUUGUAUGAACAGAAGUUUGCCCACAGGAAUCUGGCCUCAAUGUUCUGCCAUGCUUUAGAGAAAUGUGUGCUGCCAUUAUUCAGUGAUAUUCCAUAUGCUGAUGUCAAUCUUCGGUCAUUGCCCAAUUGGCUUGAGUUUUUAAGUGCCCUUGACAACUCAACCGUGCUUAUUAAUGAAAAUAAUGAGAUUCUGAUUGAUUGUUCUGCAGUAGAAAGUUCAACCACUCAUUCACGCGAUAAACUUCCUGGGGAUAUCAGCAGAAAAGAAAAGACUUACCCUGUCACAGACAAAAUUUUUAGAGAUUGCCACCAUUUACUUGAUCUACUAUGUUGGAUGCGAGAUGUAAAUUCAAGAUCAUUUUCAUAUAUUGUGACUUGUAUUUUCAACCUUGAACGGUACACUCAUCUCUUUGUUGGAUACUACCUUAUGGUUUUUUGUCUGCAUGCUGAUAGAAAAAAGAUCUUGUAUGUAUUAUAG
Molecule: messenger RNA, 3639 nt
Organism: Sphenostylis stenocarpa
Lineage: Eukaryota; Viridiplantae; Streptophyta; Magnoliopsida; Fabales; Fabaceae
Source: the annotation of a GenBank genome assembly